AUGAACUAUCAACCGCGUCCUAAUAUUCCACCCCAAGGUCUGCCGAGUAUGCCGGCUCUCAAUCUACCUCAUCCUCCCGUUCAAGCUCAAGCUCCAGCAACCCCUAGCUAUGCUCCCACUGCCAGCUAUGGGAACUCUAUUCCGCCACCCGUUUAUAAUAACAUGGUAGCACCUCCUCCUGUUGCUGCUCCAGCUCCUCCACCCGCGUAUUACAACCCAGCGCCACCUUUUGUACCACACUCGCCCAGGUACCAAGUAUCAGGCGGACCUCCUCCUCCUGUUCCAAUGGCUACCUCUGCUACGCCAAGGGCAAUGCCCACUGGAGGAAGCCAAACGUCAUCUCCAGCCCAGGCCACUCCCGCACCCGUUCAAGCCCCUGCUCCAGCACCACCUGCGCCAUCCACCAACUCCAGGAAACGCAAGUCUGAUGUUGCCGACAACACCCAAGAGGAUCUCUUCCCAGAGGACGCACCAGAGAUCGACAGUGAUGAUGAACGUCUUGAGCGUCUAGACUCGGACACUUGCAACACCGUUCGUCGCAAGAUCCGUAAUUGGAUCGAUUCAGGUGCCCAGAAGGUUGGCGAGUUCCAGAGGACUAUUGGUGUCAGCGGCAAGGCUUAUAACAGCUUCAUGAACCGUACUGGUACCUGGGAUGGUGAUGGAACUGACACAUUCGCCAAAGCUCACCACUUCUUCAAGAAGCGUGAACUUCAGGGCCUGCCUCUCAAGGCUAACAAACCCAAGAAGCCAAAGACUGCUGCUGCUUCCAAAGCUAUCGACGAGACCCUUGAUGUGAGCAACGUUGAUCCCCUACCCGGUGAGGCACAGGGCACAGUUCCCGUUUAUGACACUUGCAACGAAAUUCGCAAGAAGAUCCGUCCCAUAUUGGCCAAGGAGGGCAUGACUCAAGCAGCUUUCAUUCGUGCCCUUAACAAGAAUCUCCCGGAAGGAAAGAGUGUGUCCCAGGCCAACCUGCGAUACUUCAUGGGCCGCAGCGGAGCUCGUGAUGGUAAUACCAACGUGACUUUCUACGCGGCCUAUGUCUUCUUCGAGAAGAAGCGCAUCCAAGCUGGAAAGCCAAAGUCUAAAUUCCGCGAAGAGAUGGAGAAGGCUUGGGGGCCCAAGGGCUUCGAUCUUGAACACGGAGCCAACCAACAAUACACUUGCUUUGCCGGCGAGAGACCUGUACAGGACAAGUAUGGUAGAAUUGAUUUUGUUAAAGUGGGAGGAUACUAG
Messenger RNA from Fusarium coffeatum, 1236 nucleotides. RefSeq lists its product as uncharacterized. The coding region runs from base 1 to 1236 and encodes 411 amino acids. The record is from RefSeq and is a predicted model, not a curated record. NCBI's taxonomy places the organism in Eukaryota, Fungi, Ascomycota, Sordariomycetes, Hypocreales, Nectriaceae. The transcript has a single exon.